Saccharomyces eubayanus is the source of this 1842-nucleotide messenger RNA. RefSeq lists its product as uncharacterized. Gene Ontology annotation, biological process: transmembrane transport. Lineage: Eukaryota; Fungi; Ascomycota; Saccharomycetes; Saccharomycetales; Saccharomycetaceae. The coding region runs from base 1 to 1842 and encodes 613 amino acids. The record is from RefSeq and is a predicted model, not a curated record. Gene Ontology annotation, molecular function: transmembrane transporter activity. The transcript has a single exon.
AUGGUUCAUAAAAAGCUCACUUUCAAACAACAAAUGGAUGGAUUUCCCUGGACACAACUAAUGGUUGUCUCUUUAGUUAGGUUCAGCGAACCAAUUGCCUUUUCAUCAUUAUUUCCUUAUGUUUACUUCAUGGUUAAAGAUUUCAAAAUUGCUCCAAACGACGCUCAGGUAUCUAAAUAUUCAGGUUACUUAUCUUCAUCAUUUGCGUUAUGCCAAGUCAUAUCCGCAUAUCAUUGGGGCCGAUUCUCUGAGACACAUGGUAGAAAGAUAACUUUAACCUGUGGCCUUAUAGGAACAUCUAUAUCGUUGCUGAUAUUGGGGUUUUCGCACAACUUUUAUCAGGCUUUGGUGGCAAGAAGUUUAAUGGGGUUACUAAAUGGUAAUGUUGGCGUUAUUAGAACUAUCAUUGGUGAAAUUGCCACUGAGAGAAAACACCAGGCUCUAGCCUUCAGUACUAUGCCGUUACUAUUUCAAUUUGGUGCAGUUAUUGGGCCUAUGAUUGGCGGGUUUCUUGUUUUCAGAGAUGGCACGAUGAAUGAAGUGCCAUCAUGGUUCCCGCGCUACGCCAAAAAAAUAAUCAAGUCAUACCCAUACGCUUUGCCUAAUGUGGUUGUAUGCGUAUUUUUGAUGUUUGGUUUGAUAAAUGCAAUCUUAUUUUUGGAGGAAACACAUCCUAUCUUUAAAAAUAAGAGGGAUUACGGGUUGGACCUUGGGGACUCUAUUAAAAAAAACAUAUUUGGUAUAAGACCCAAAAGGAGACCAUGGCAGAAAUAUAUUCAUAACAAUUCUGAAGACAGUCGUCGUCGAGAUGAAGAGACAAACGCUAAUGAAGCACAAAUUCGUGGCGAGGAUGAGCACAGUCCGUUACUAGAUUCCGGUAAUGAGAGUGAUGCUGAAAGCGUACAAGCCAUUGACCCUAUUUUGACAAGAAGACAGUCUGUAAGUCUGAUUCGGACCUAUUCUCUGCACGAACCAACAGAUGCUGUACACACCGAUAUAGACACAGCUUCCGAUGGCUGUAAAGAAAGUAGUAUUUUCCACCAUGUUUUCCAUACGAAAGUAUUUUACCCGAUAUCCGUGAACUUCAUCAUGGCUUUGCAUUUGAUUGUCUAUAAUGAAUUUCUCCCAGUCUUUUUAGCUUAUGAUUUGGCCGUAGAUCCUGAGAACCCAAAGAAACUAGCUUCAAAAUUUCCGUGGAAAAUUUCUGGUGGGAUUGGUUAUGAGCCAGAACAGACGGGUACUCUUUUGUCCACAACCGGCAUAUUUGGUUGCUUUGUCGUCAUAUUUAUUUUUCCCGUCGUAGAUCGUAAUUUCGACUGUUUGACAAUUUUCAGAACGCUGGUUAAGUUAUAUCCUAUCAUGUAUAUAAUGGUACCUUAUGUUAUCUUUCUACAAGGCGAACGAGUUCCUAGCUGGUGUACUGUCGCUUAUUUGUACAUAAUCACAGGGAUAAAGACAUUUUGUGGCGCCUUGACAUCUCCACAAAUUAUGCUAUUAAUCCAUAACUCAAGCCCUUUGAGUUGUAGGUCAGUCAUUAAUGGUGCCACUAUCAGUAUUUCUGCAUCCGCUAGAUUCAUAGGUCCUUUAGUGUGGGGUUACAUUAUGUCUUGGUCCCAAGAGAAUGAUGUUGCCUGGGUCAGUUGGUGGUCGCUAAGUCUUUUCUGUAUGGUGGCCCUUUAUCAAAGUUAUAAGAUAGCCCCGAUCGAUGAUAAUGAUAAUGAAGAGGAAGAUAGUCAACAGGAUGGUGAAAAUACUGAUGGUUCGCGGGCAGAGGCUUCUGGUGUAAGAAUGAGUCAUCGUUCAAGCUUAAGUAGCUUGAGUAAUCAAUGUCGUGCCAAAUGA